Molecule: messenger RNA, 639 nt
Organism: Dendronephthya gigantea
Lineage: Eukaryota; Metazoa; Cnidaria; Anthozoa; Malacalcyonacea; Nephtheidae
Exons: 5
Coding region: 1-639 (212 amino acids)
Source: RefSeq, a predicted model, not a curated record
AUGCUAUCAAUGAGAAGCAACCCAACUUCAGCAGUGUUAUACACACUUAGUGGGCCAGUUCGGUGCGUCAAGGUAACCUUGGAUUGCAGAGAUUGUUCCAUACACUAUGGAAUAUGCAAGUAUUGUGAAAAUGACGGCGCGCGGUUUUAUCCCGCGAAUGAUGGUUCAAUUGAUUUAAUAGAAGUCAGCAACGUUACGUACAUUCAACUGGAUCUUUAUAAAUGGGUGCCAUCUCUCAGUAACCACUGUUGGGUGUCAUUUAGUGGUUUUGCGGAGGCUUAUAAUGAAAUUUAUCAGCAAGAAAUCAGAUCUUACAAUUGGUCAAAGCAAGACAAAUCGGCAGAUAAAGAUGAAAAUGUGUGCACUGAGGAUGAUAAAGGCAUUCUUCCAGGAGAAAUGUCAGCCAAAGUAGUUGCAAAAUCAUUCUGGAGUCGUGAAACAGAACUUGAACUUGCAUCCCUAGGAUUAAGGGGACAAUGGUAUUUUAAGGAAGAAAAAGAUGGAGAUAACACUGGAACUUUGGAUGAUAUUAUGGAUAUGGUAGACAAGAAGCGGUGUGCAGAAUUGUAUUCUCACAAUUGUUCGAAUAAUUGCAAAAUCAAAGGGUGUGGUCAGUUGUAUGUUGCAGAUGGUAACUGA